CUGCGCCCAAGUCUUACGACACCGGGACAUGAAGUGCAAUUUAGGUAAUGCAGUAAAUCGCGGACCCAUCUGAUAACAAACCACGGUUCAUGUAGGAUAAAUACCCUAGGCCCGGCCUGAAUAGAUUCUCAUGUAUGGCAACCCAAAUCAACUUCCUCGAGCAGCCAAAAAACAACCUCCCACUUUGAUAGAGAAACGAACAUUAUCUUCCCAACUCAACCUUCGAAUUCUAUCUUCAUCUUCUAUAAAUCGAUUCGAGCGUUCAAUAUGAAGGCAUCCAUUCUUACCAUGACCGUGGCCUUUUUGGGUGCAGCAGUCUCUCAAGAAAUCUUCCGAUGCCGUUGCGCAAGCGCGAGCAAUUUUGAUGUGAGCCUGGAAGGCAUCUCAAGCCUGUGUACCUCCAAGGGCGGAGAGAUCGAGAGUGCAGGCUUGUGCAUCAAGGUGCCCUCAAGAUUCACCAACGACGAGUGCACCAAGGUCGAAGCCGGGGCUAAGGGCGACUGUAUCGUCGACACCACCUCCGGCGGGUCCACCAGCUCAGUGUCAUCGCCCGCCGCCACGGCACAAGCUACUCCUAAGCCUAGAGCUGUCGAUCCUCAAGCUUGGGUGGCCUAGAUCAUCAGGAGGACGGGUUGUUGCCGAUGAGGGCUUGCAGGGUAUAUCUGUGAUUUUGUCAAAAGUCGUCCGGGUCCUUGAAUUUAGUAGCGCUUAUCUAGGAUACCACUAUGAAUCAAUUUUGAUCUUACCUACAUCCACAUGACUCGGCCUCUUUUCAAAUCUGCCAUAUGAAACGGUACUGCCCACGAGGCCCCGUGGAACUUGCUUGCUGGGAAUUUACAUGUGUUUCUUGAAUUUAUCUAUCAAAUGCUUGAGUUGAGGUUCGCUCCCGUGGGAGUUGAGCCGAGUACAUGUCAACGAUUAUGGUGGAACAAGAACAAGGCAAAGUGAAGAAAGUCCGCCGUUAAACUAAUUUGAAAGUUCGAUUUAUCUCUACGUUGGACAGUUAUUUGGGUCUCAGUCAGGCAUCA
Messenger RNA from Colletotrichum acutatum, 1028 nucleotides. RefSeq lists its product as uncharacterized. Bases 268 to 615 code for a protein of 115 amino acids. NCBI's taxonomy places the organism in Eukaryota, Fungi, Ascomycota, Sordariomycetes, Glomerellales, Glomerellaceae. The transcript has 2 exons. The record is from RefSeq and is a predicted model, not a curated record.